Molecule: messenger RNA, 483 nt
Organism: Lactuca virosa
Lineage: Eukaryota; Viridiplantae; Streptophyta; Magnoliopsida; Asterales; Asteraceae
Source: the annotation of a GenBank genome assembly
AUGGCUAACCGGCGCCGCAAUUCCUCUGCUUUUCAGCUUCCCCAAAAUGAUACAGCUUCUCAAUCCACCGCUUCAAGUGGCUCCUCCCCAGUUUACCAUGGAAUCCGAUUGCGAGCUGGGAAAUGGGUUUCUGAAAUUCGUGAAAACAAGUCCAGUCGCAUAUGGCUUGGUUCGUAUCCGACACCAGAGAUGGCUGCUGCUGCUUACGAUGUGGCUGCAUUGGCAAUCAAAGCAAGAGCAGCUGCCGCUCGAUCACCGGCGUAUGAGUAUGGUAGCGGAAGCAGGACGGUGGGUGGUACAGAUACAGCUCCACCUCCUCCUCCUGGACCUGGUGUGUAUGUGGACGAUGAAGCAAUGUUUGGCAUGCCAAAUUUGUUGUCAGACAUGGCGGAGGGAAUGCUCCUUAGUCCACCGAGGAUCGAUUCUAAUCCGCCAGACGAUGGAACAUAUUAUUCCGGUGGAGGAAAUCUGUGGAACUACUAA